This is a messenger RNA of Astyanax mexicanus (Mexican tetra), 3228 nucleotides long. It is a transcript of the gene gnpda2, whose product is annotated as glucosamine-6-phosphate deaminase 2. The record is from RefSeq and is a predicted model, not a curated record. Gene Ontology annotation, cellular component: cytoplasm. The coding region runs from base 150 to 983 and encodes 277 amino acids. Gene Ontology annotation, molecular function: glucosamine-6-phosphate deaminase activity; identical protein binding. Lineage: Eukaryota; Metazoa; Chordata; Actinopteri; Characiformes; Acestrorhamphidae. The transcript is spliced from 7 exons. Gene Ontology annotation, biological process: N-acetylglucosamine catabolic process; carbohydrate metabolic process; D-glucosamine catabolic process.
GACCACCAUACCCAGACACAUGGAGGAGAAGGAGGAGGAGGUCUGUGACGUCAGAGCAUAUGACCGGAAGCGGAUCAUAUGAUCAACACUGUGCUCCGUUCAGCUGAUCUGAAGACGCUGCUGUAGUUUAUUCACGCUUAAAGACAACCAUGAGGCUUGUGAUUCUUGAUGACUAUGAUCUGGCCAGUGAGUGGGCUGCCAAAUACAUCCGCAACAGAAUUGUCCAUUUCAAGCCAAGUGCAGACAGAUACUUUACUCUGGGUCUGCCCACAGGUAGCACUCCAUUGGGAUGCUAUAAGAAGCUUAUCGAGUAUCACCAGAGUGGAGACCUCUCCUUUAAAUAUGUGAAGACCUUUAACAUGGAUGAGUAUGUAGGUUUGCCUAGAGACCAUCCAGAGAGUUACCAUUCCUACAUGUGGAACAACUUCUUCAAGUACAUCGACAUCGAGCCUCAGAACACCCACAUUUUGGACGGCAAUGCAACUGACUUGCAGGCUGAGUGUGAAGCAUUUGAGCAGAAGAUAACGGCUGCCGGGGGCAUCGAGCUGUUUGUAGGAGGAAUCGGGCCAGACGGCCACAUUGCUUUUAAUGAGCCUGGAUCCAGUCUGGUGUCGAGGACGCGAGUGAAGACUCUGGCUAAGGACACUAUAGUGGCUAAUGCUCGCUUCUUUGGGAAUGACCUGUCUAGAGUCCCCUCUAUGACUCUCACUGUUGGGGUGGGGACAGUAAUGGAUGCCAGAGAGGUAAUGAUCCUGAUCACUGGUGCACACAAAGCCUUUGCCCUCUACAAGGCCAUCGAGGAAGGAGUGAACCACAUGUGGACAGUGUCUGCAUUCCAGCAGCACCCUCGUACCAUCUUUGUGUGCGAUGAGGACGCCACACUUGAGCUCAGGGUCAAGACCGUGAAGUACUUUAGGGGACUAAUGCACGUUCACAACCAGCUGGUGGAGCCGACGCACAGCAUGAAGAACUACAAGGAUUAAGGAUGGGUGAUACCGUGUCUAAAGGAAGCGAAAAGGUUUCACCUGAAAUUUGCACCAGUUUACAGUAGAAGAAAGGGUUUCAGAGACCACAGCAAACUUCAGAGGUCAAAACAGUGGUUGGAAAAUCAGACUGAGAACAACGUGUCCCACUGAUCUGUGUAGAUUAUGUCUUUGCAUCUCAACUGUUGACUUCAAUUAGCAGGUUUGAUCUGCAGUGGUUUUCUUUAGUGGGGUUUGAAGUGGUUUGCACUUUGGAAAACACUCUAAUUAGAGGCAAAUUCUUGUAUGCCAACAUGAAACUGUCGGGUGGCCAGUAUGAUAAAGAAAGACCAUAAAGAUGUGUGAGGGUUUUUUUUUAUGGCUAGUUCUUUUUUUUUUUUUUUAAAGGAAAUCAGAUUAGGCACAGUUUAAUUGUUGUUAAUACUUAUAGCAUACUUCACUCCGAAAACUCUGUUUUCUAUUUCUUUAUUUUAUUUUUUUUUAUCAACACAUGCUUUUUGCUUUGUCAUUAGAAGUGACUGGGACGGACAUGUUACCUUUAAAGCAGUGAGGUCAUUAUAUUUGUUGUUGUAACAUGCAUGUUACACUUGUUAUGUCUAAGGGUGAUUUUACACUCAAGGUUGAUGGUUUUUGUUACACUGUUUUUGGUAGAUUUGGUUUGGUUCAUUUUAGAUUAAUGCUGGUUUGCAGAAUAUAGUUAGUUCAGUGAGUUUUGUCAAAUUUUGCCUCUUUGCCAGAAUUCGACUCCCUGCUAUGCAUCUGCCUCAGACAACCCUCAAAUUGCUUGUAAGGAAUAAUCUACAAAUAUUGUCAGUGUAAUUUCUCUUGCACACAUACUUCUGUGUAAGGAGGGUGCGUGUGAAAGGCAGUCAGAUUUCAGCAGUACACCAGUUUUUUUUCUUCUUCUAUAGUUUAUUGGGUAAUGAUAGCCUGCCUCAGCUUAUUAUUAUCAGCUUGUUAUUGCUCUGAAACUCCGAACCAUUUUAAAACAACUAACCGGACUAUGGUACAGUUGGUCUGGACUGAGACUACCUUUUUUUUGUCAUUCAAAAUUGUAGUCCUUUGGUCUGGACCCUGGUUUAAGGCACGUUUUACACCAAACCUAAACCUAAAGUCUUAAGGUCUGGACCAAACCAGGUAAAGGUUGUGAAAGUACUGUUAUGGUAAAGUUUAGAUUUUGCCUUUUAUUGAUCUUGGGUUACAUGAGGUACUGUAUUCUUUUGACUCCAGUGUUCUUUGGAAGUUCAACCUUCUCCACUCUAAAACACUCAUACACUCAAUAACCUAAAACUAAAACACUCUUUAUUGGCAUUCAUUGCUUACUGUAGCACAUCUUGUUCAAUGUGAAUGUUAUCACUCUUAUUUACUUUAUUCACAUUUAUAUUAUUUUAUUGUGCUCAUGAUUAAUGUUCACAGAGUUACAGAAGAAUAGUGUUUGUUUCAACAGAAAAAGAAAAUAGAUUUGUCCUAAGCUCUUUAGUGAUGGCAGUAGUGAACCUUUUAUAGUGGUAACUGCUACCCUCAGGGACCACUGUGUUCCAGGGCUGAUAUAAAAAAAGCCCUUGAGGUCAAGUUUGGAUGACUUAUAUCCUUCUUUAUUUGGGACCAGCAGCAACUGCUUGAUUUUAUUUUUUGUUAGUUUGAUUUCUUUACAUUUCUAAAAUGUCUUUUCUGAAUGUACCUUACAUUAAAUACAUUAAUCAGGUUAUUACACUCUGGGACUUUCCUGGAAUCAGUAGAAAUGUCUGUUACAUGAUGAUUGAAGCUGAAUGGUUUUGGUAUUAUAUUUUAAAUGUUAGUGCCAUUUGCAAAACAGAACUAAGCAUCUUUAGCACAAGCAUGUUCUGCGUACUCCCUCUUUAUAUACACUUUAAAUAUAUACUUUACAUAUAUUGGCCUUUACUACUCCUGUGUUGAUUGCUGUUCCUCUGUUAGGAGAACACUGUAACCAUUUUACUUAUUUUUUUUAUUUGUUUAAUCUUGUUAAAAUGCAAUCAUUUCUUGUGUACAUUUCUGGGCUUCAGUAUUUGAAUUAUGAAUUAUGCGGUGCAUGUGAACAUAAUAAGAGGGACCAUGUGAUUGUUUGUUUUCAUUUUGUUUAUUAAAAAAAAAAAAUCCAUUCAGCUCAGUACCUGAAACAGUUAUCAGAUUUGAACUUCUGCCAAAUCUGCCUUUCAUAUCCUGUUUUACACAGCUGUAGACAUGAUGAUAAAUAAAUAAAGCCUUUUUUGGGAUAAGAUUUAUU